CGCCUCCCCGAAUCGGCCGGAGCCUGGCUCCAAGCGUCGGCCUUUUCUGGCCUUGAUUCCCCCAGAGAGUAGAGGGCCCCCAGCCGGUCACCGUCCAGCCCCAGGCCCCCGGCCGCCACCAACGACCCUCUACGCCUGCGCGGUUUGCCGCCUAGUGGGUAAUCUCGGGAAGCGUGCGCGAGGUGCGGCUAGAGCGUCCUCUCCUACUCGUUUGCCCGGCGGCUUCGUCGGCUAGAGCGUCGGUCCCCAACCUUUCGCCCGUUGGGCCCGCGCGGCUAGAGCGCCCUCGCGCAGCUCGUAUGCUCGGCGGCCUCGGCGGCUAGAGCGUCCUCACGCAGCUCGUAUGCUCGGCGGCCCUGGCGGCUAGAGCGUCCUCCUCCUGGGGAGCCGCGUGUGACCUUCCCGCCCGCGGACCGAUGCUGCCGGCGGCCGCUCGCCCCUUUUGGGGGCCGUGUCUCAGACGUCAGGGCGCUGCGCUCCGUCUCGCCAGGCAACAGGUGCCCCGUGUCUGCGCUGUGCGGCUGAUGAGAUGCAGCAGCCCUCGAAUGGGGGAGGCCCUCGCCGGCGCACCCCUGGAUAACGCCCCCAAGGAGUAUCCCCCCAAGAUCCAGCAGCUGGUCCAGGACAUCGCCAGCCUCACGCUCUUGGAGAUCUCAGAUCUCAACGAGCUUCUGAAGAAAACCCUGAAGAUCCAGGAUGUUGGACUCAUGCCAAUGGGUGGCACAGUGCCUGGUGCUGCCCCUGCUGCAGCAGCCCCAGAGGAGGCAGAAGAAGACAUCCCCAGACAGAAAGAGCGGACGCAUUUCACCGUCCGCCUGACAGAGGCAAAGCCUGUGGACAAAGUGAGGCUGAUCAAAGAAAUCAAGAACUACAUCCAGGGCAUAAACCUCGUCCAGGCAAAGAAGCUGGUGGAGUCCCUGCCCCAGGAGAUCAAAGCCAAUGUCUCCAAGGCCGAGGCGGAGAAGAUCAAGGCAGCCCUGGAGGCGGUGGGCGGCACCGUGGUUCUAGAAUAGGCCAGCUCUGAGGACUGGUGGACUGGGGUCCCUGGGACCUGACCUGGGGGAGGCCCCCUCCUGCUCCAGCCCUGGCAUCCGGGACCCGUGGUGGGAGCGGCUUCAGGGCAGAGCUCUGGCACUGGCUCUGCCAUCACUGCUCCGGGACAGACAAGGGACCUGCUGAGACGGGGGGCAGCUCCUGUGUGAGCACCGGGGAGAUGAACUCUGGAACGUACCAGAGGCAACACGCGCCCCCUGGUGGCCACUGAGAAAAAUACAUUGUUCGGGCGCCGUG
Prionailurus viverrinus (fishing cat) is the source of this 1290-nucleotide messenger RNA. It is a transcript of the gene MRPL12, whose product is annotated as mitochondrial ribosomal protein L12. Gene Ontology annotation, cellular component: mitochondrial large ribosomal subunit; ribosome. The coding region runs from base 417 to 1013 and encodes 198 amino acids. Lineage: Eukaryota; Metazoa; Chordata; Mammalia; Carnivora; Felidae. Gene Ontology annotation, biological process: translation; mitochondrial transcription. The transcript has 5 exons. Gene Ontology annotation, molecular function: structural constituent of ribosome. The record is from RefSeq and is a predicted model, not a curated record.